AAACAUCAAAAAUGAGGUCUAAUCACAACAUCACUAAAACAUGUCAAAUUCACGACGGAUCUGCGUCUGCGGAAGAGAAAGGGGCAAACAGCCCGUCGUAAUCACCAUAACUACCUGUAGAAAAAAUCAUCAGCCCAACGGAGAUGGAUCGCUCUGUAUCUCUUCCAAUCCUCAAGCCACUUCAUCUCCCAUUCAGAUAGGUGGUCAACCAAACGUUACCAAUCAUACGCAAAAGAGUGAAACUGGUACGCAAGAAGACUCCUCAAACCGUGUUGAGAACCAGUCAAAGGAUAUUAGUGAUGUUAACAGUAGUUUACCACCUAAUGACUCUUCAUAUGAAACUGCCAAUGCAAGUAGUACACAACCAGCAGAGACAGCUACAGAAUCCACUUUAACUCCUGAUCACCUAAAUAAUACCGACCCUACUUUAUAUAAAACAGCAGAAACAUCAUCACAUGAUACUAAAAAAGUAAACACUACUACAACAAUGUUUGCUACUAUUACUGAAUUCAAUAUGUCAAAUACUGGCAUAAAUACUACGCCAUUUUUAGACAAUUUAUUUUGGAAAAAAAGCACGACAAAUAUACAUAGUAUUUUAGAAAACCGACCAAAAAUCCAUCAAAAUGAGUGUCAGUUAGAAAUUUUAGUUUUUGAGAAACAUCCUAUAAACUGCAGGCAUCAAUUAAGUGAAAAGGAUCAAAAUGUCUUCUAUGAUGGGAACUUCGUAUUUGAAAGCAUUGGCAGAAUUUCCUUUCCCAUACCUGCUACCGAAGAUAAUGUAGUAUAUCGUAAAUCAACACAAUCACUAGGCGAAUACUUAAAAGCGGACGACCAUUUAAAAGUAAACCCUAAUAUUUCCGCCAAAAGAAAAAUGGAACUCUUUGAAAAUAUUGAAAAUUACGUAAAAAAUAAGCAAAAUCAAGAAAAUGUCUGUAAAAAACUACCUGAAGUGGAUCCAGUAUUGGAGAAAUAUAUUGCAAUACACAGAGAUGUUGUAUCAAAAAGUUCUUCAAUGACCAAUACAGAUGAAAUAUAUUUCAAAAAAGAUACGACCGAACGCGGAGUUCAAUUUCGUAGCUCUAUAUACAAAAUGUUGAAACAAACGAGGUGGUACAAUAAUUUUUUGUUAUGCUUUGGUAUAAAAAGCGAUGAUAAUCUGUACCAACGUCAAGAUUUUCCUAAACAUGAAGUGCAACUCAAAAAUAGCUCAACCUACAUAAUAUCAAAAUACUUAAGAGUGUAGAACAGAAAGGUAAAAGAUCGAACAAAGCAAUUUUAAAUACGAAAUUUUAAAGUAAAUAAAUUAUUAAUUCUGACAGUA
Messenger RNA from Anthonomus grandis grandis, 1321 nucleotides. RefSeq lists its product as uncharacterized. The transcript is spliced from 3 exons. The record is from RefSeq and is a predicted model, not a curated record. NCBI's taxonomy places the organism in Eukaryota, Metazoa, Arthropoda, Insecta, Coleoptera, Curculionidae. Bases 41 to 1243 code for a protein of 400 amino acids.